UCGUGAUUAAAUAUUUUAUUUAAUUUACAGCCCUAGUUACUACACAUAUGAAUUCAACUUUUAAUUUCGAAGAGAAUGAAAUGUGCCAUAUGUUCUUUCAAAAGUUACACAGACACACUUUAAAAAGUGAUAUGAAUUUGACAUCGAUGCUGAGGCUCAGAUAGAGAAAGACCGCUCCUGUCACCAAACCAGGUGGUGCUAUAGAGCUAUAGAGUUACUGCUGUGUGUGUAUUCUUCAUGUUUUAUGGCCUCAGCGUGUGUGAGUCAUUUUAUUAACUUAAGCCACUUCUCAGGAACUUCCCUGUUGUGAACUUUGAAAGUAAUAACCACAUAGCCUUGCACAACUUUGAUAAAAGUGCAAUUCCACAGAACAACACCGAAUCAACAACAGGAAGUAGAUACAGAGCUGGAGUCACAUAAAAAAGAAGAAGCUGAGGAGAGAGAUUUCAGACUGAAGCUUUGACCCAUACUCUGACCGUGGAUUAUACAACAGGAACCGUGACAUGGCAACCUCUUAUGGUGAGUUACUCUAGGCAAUUUAAAAAGAUUGCAGCUCUGUUUGAGUGUGUAUGAAUGGGAGAUCACAAAUGUUUGCAGGUCCAGAGCCAAGCCUGUCCCAAGUGGUUGUGCUGUUACUGGGUGAGAGACAAAGUGGGAAGAGCUCAGCGGGAAACAGCAUCCUGGGAAAACCAGCCUUCCACCAAAAUACCUCUCGCAGCUCCAAAGAGAACGGCACCGCCUUCGGAAUACAGGUGACAGUAGUGGACACCCCGGGGUGGCUGUCUAACUCCACAACUCCAGACAGAGUAUCCCAGGAGCUGUGCAGAGGUUUGACCCUCUGCCACCCAGGACCCCAUGUCAUCCUGCUGGUGCUGCCCAUCACCUCCACCUUCGGCCCAGAGGAGUUGAAUGCCAUGGAGGCCCAGGUCAGACUGCUCCAAACCCUCAUCUGGCAGCGAGCUAUGGUCCUCUUCACCCAUGGAGACAAGUUAGGAGGCCUGUCUAUCCAGGAACACAUAAGGCGACAGGAUUGGACUCUUCAUUGGCUGCUGGAGCGAUGUGGGAACAGGUACCAGGUUAUGACCAACCAGUCCAGGGCCUCGGAGGCUGAGCUUACAGAGCUCUUUGAGAAGAUCCAGAAGAUGAUGGAGAAUAACAUGCCUCCCAGGGAGACGCGGGACAGGAUGUACACCCAGCUGAGACGAGACGUGAGCAUGAAGGAGGCGAGGAGAGCGCAGGGAAGACAAGAGGAGAUAGAAAUGACAGUGAUGCAUGAUGUGCAUGAUGGAAGGCCAGGACAGAGGAAGCAGAUGGCCUCAGGAUGGCCAUAUAUGCCCAGAGGAUUCCCAACAGAGCCGGUUGGUGUUAAGCCUGCUCUUGGCCUCGUCCUGCUGGGAAGGAGGAAGUCGGGAAAGAGCUCAGCAGGGAACAUGAUCCUGGACAGUGAAGAGUUUCAGGUGAACGUAAAGACCAUCAGGUGCUCUGUAGGCCACGGGGAAGUAUCAGGGUGGCCUGUCACGGUGGUGGACACCCCCGGGUGGAGUCUCUUUGGUUUGGCCAAUCCCAAGCAGGUCAGGAUGGAGAUCAGUCGGAGUUCUUGCCUCUGCCCCGAGAGGAGCAAAGUGUCGUUUGUGCUGGCUGUACCGGUGGGCUCGUUCAGAGAGAAAGACAGGAGAGCCAUGGAGAUGUUCCUCAGCGUUUUGGGGAAUGAUGUAUGGAGGAGCACUGUGGUGUUGUUCACCUAUGGAGGGGAGCUGAGAGGGAGGACAGUGGAGAAACACGUCGAGCAGAAAGGAGAGCCUUUACGGUGGGUGCUGGACAGAUGUGGCCACCGGCAUCAAGUGUUGGAUACAAAUACAGGAGACAAGAGUCAAGUGAAACAGCUGCUGGAGAUGGUGGAGAAACUAUAGGAAUGAUAGAAAUAUGACUAAAAAUCACUUUUAACAUGCAUAUUAAUGCGAAUAAUAAUACUGUAUAGCUCUCUAACAGUG
Sebastes umbrosus (honeycomb rockfish) is the source of this 1991-nucleotide messenger RNA. Its product is annotated as GTPase IMAP family member 8-like. The transcript has 4 exons. Bases 570 to 1910 code for a protein of 446 amino acids. Lineage: Eukaryota; Metazoa; Chordata; Actinopteri; Perciformes; Sebastidae. Gene Ontology annotation, molecular function: GTP binding. The record is from RefSeq and is a predicted model, not a curated record.